Molecule: messenger RNA, 3984 nt
Organism: Macrobrachium nipponense
Lineage: Eukaryota; Metazoa; Arthropoda; Malacostraca; Decapoda; Palaemonidae
Product: phospholipase DDHD2-like
Exons: 16
Coding region: 357-3455 (1032 amino acids)
Cellular component (GO): cytoplasm; COPII-coated ER to Golgi transport vesicle
Molecular function (GO): glycerophospholipase activity; metal ion binding
Source: RefSeq, a predicted model, not a curated record
CUCAUGUAGUGUAGCUCUUUGAUUGAUAAGUACACUGAACCCAUGCUAUGACGUUACCACGAGAAUUAUAGGUCUGGGCGUCAUUGAAACUUAUUCAAAGCCGAUAAAGGAUUAUGAGUAAGAGCGUAUUUUUUCUUUGCGAUCAUCUGACGGUGAUUAAUACAGUAGGUAGCCUACUCAUGGGCUAGUUGAUAAUGACUACUACGUAGCUUCAUCAGAAUAUUGUUCAUAUAUGAGAGAGUCGUACUAUUGAUUAUGUUCAUAACAUUUCUGCGUGAGCCUUCGUAGAGUCACCUGGAACUUGUGCGGUUGGCAGUGAAGCCACUGACAUACGAGAUACGGCAAGCCAGCAUCAGAUGCCUGAAAUAGACCUUAAUGAUUCUUUUGGCAUCAGUAAUCAGACUGCUAUAUGUGGAAGACCAGCUACAGCCACAACACCAAUAUUUUCAAGUGUUGUAACUGAGAGUGACCUUGCCUCAAGGUCUCCACUGUUGCCACAGCCCCCCACAUUUGUUCCAGCUGUUAACACUCCAUUUAGCAGUCCCUUGGUACCAUCACCAACAGCCAUUCCAUCCUUUUCAGCAUCACCUACCCCUUCCCCAACAUCAGUUCCUUCAUUUCAAAGACCAGCACCUAUCUCCUCUGUUAUACCUCCAUUCUCCCAAACUUCUGCACCAAUUUCGUCAGUUAUUCCUCCAUUUUCAAGGCCCUCAGUGCCUUUGCCAUCAGCUCCUCCUUUGACAAGACUUUCAGCACCAGUUUCUCCUGUUAUCCCUUCAUUACCAAAGUCUUCAGUAGCUUUAGUUAGCCCAUCAGUAACCCCGCCAUAUCCCAAAAAUUUAUCUCCAUCUGGGACACCUCUUCCUUCAAAUUACCCUCUUUCAUCAGAAGGUAUAUCAGGUUAUCCCCCACCUGAUAGAUCAUUUGUGAGUGGCUCAAUUUCUCAUGUGAUAAAUCCCAGUAGUAGUCCUCCACCUGUGGACAUUAAAGGUUCAACUCCAUCUCCAUCACCUUCACUAAACAUGGGAUCCAUGCACUCACGCAUAGGAACUCCAGCUGGAUCGUUUUCAAUUGGAUCAGCACAAGGUUCUAACAGCCUUGCAGUUAAAGCUCCAGAAAUCCCUGUGGAGACUUCUGUCACCAAAGUGGGUUUUCCAUCACCUACUUCUUCAGUUGGAGGAGAGUCUUUUUACACACCAUCUAGAGAAAAUGUAAUCCCACUUUCUUUUGAGAAUAUGGCAGCUAGCCCAGCUUUACAAGAUGGCAUAUAUCACCCUGUCAUGCAUCAUUGGUUUUAUUCUGUUGGUCAGCCUCAAGUAUGGAAACCAUUUACCUUUAAAGAUUCUCUCAAUUUAGAGGAAGCAUUUAGACAAGGAGACCAAGAAAUGAUUCCUACUGAUGGUGGUAGAUAUGAUGUGAGUAUCACUGAACGUUUAAGAAAGCCAGUUUAUUGGGAUUCCGAAGAGCCAAGCUAUGUCCGUCGUUGUAGUUGGUUUAAGAAAAGUCCUUUGGAAACUCAACCAGUUCCCUAUGAAGAAGAAAUAGCAGAGCGGUUAGAGGCAGAAUAUCGUGAUGCGAUGAUGACGGGCAAAUGGCAUCGGCAGGUAGAUGUGAAUGGAGGCGAUAGAAUUAUGAUUCAUUCUACACGUACAAUGAUUCAUUAUGUUGGUUUGGAUGGUGAUUUUGCCUCUGUCAAUAGACAUGUACCUCAGAUGUUCUUCAAGGGAUCACAUUCUCCUUUAAGUGUCAAGCGUGGAACAGAAGAUUUUGAAAUUAUGGAUGGAGAGGCUGAUGAAGUUGAUCACAUUCUAUUUUUAGUGCAUGGAAUUGGAUCAGUAUGUGAUCUCCGCUUCAGAGCUGUUGAGGAGUGUGUUGAUGAUUUUCGAAAGCUAGGACACCAGCUGUUGUCCUCUCAUUUUAAGCAAUCUGUUGAUAUGGGGAUGGUUGGCCGUGUUGAGAUAUUGCCAGUGUCCUGGCAUAAGGCACUCCAUGGUGAUGCUACUGGUAUUGACCGAAAAUUGAAACCCAUCACCCUUCGAUCCAUUCCUAAAUUGAGGGAAUUUACAAAUGACACUAUUUUAGAUGUUUUACUUUUUACGAGCCCAAUAUAUUGUCAGCAUAUCAUGGACACAGUGGCAUCUGAACUGAAUCGGCUCUUCAACUUAUUUUGCGAGAGAAACCCUUCCUUUAAGGGUCUGGUUUCUUUGGGUGGUCACUCUCUAGGAUCAGUGAUUCUUUUUGACCUUCUAAUGCAUCAGUCGCAUGAAGAGAAAGAGCAAAAAGAAGGGGAGGAAUCUCCAAUAUCAAAGGAAGAGUUUAGUCCCCAUGAACGACAUAGUAAUGAGUCGAUCUCCUCAUCAAUAAAUUAUGUCAUGGGAGGCCAGGGAACUGGACAGCCUUCUCUUAUAUAUCCAAAACUGAUUUUUAAACCAGAAGCUUUCUUCCUAAUGGGUUCACCAUAUGCAAUGUUUGUUACUGUGAGAGGCAUUGAUACCAUUGGAGUUGACUAUGAGCUUCCAACUUGCAAACGCGUCUUCAAUAUCUUCCAUCCAUUUGAUCCAGUAGCUUACAGAUUAGAGACACUUAUUGACUCAACUUUAACCAACUUACGUCCAGUUCUUAUACCUCAUCACAAAGGAAGGAAAAGGAUGCAUUUAGAGCUGAAGGAAACUAUUGAACGAGUUGGGACUGAGUUCAAGCAGAAAAUCGUAGAUUCUAUUCAGGGUACAUGGAAUCGUCUCUACGAGCUCUACAGUGGCGCAUCAACAAAGAGCAUUGAACAUGAAGUUGAUGAGGCACUUGCUAGUCAACUCUACUUAGAUGAGGACGAAAAUCAAAAUUCUUCUAAUGGAGAUCAGGGAACUCCAAUCGGACGGCUUAAUGGUGGACGAAGGAUAGAUUAUGUACUCCAAGAAAAGCCUUAUGAAAGUUUCAAUGAAUACAUAUUUGCUCUGCAGGCUCAUGUUACCUACUGGGAAUCAGAGGAUACUAUGUUACUUAUUUUGAAAGAAUUAUAUGGGCCACAAGGAAUAUCCUGUGAUGCAGAGCAUACUUCACAACCAACAUCAGCCUCAGGUCACCAUGCCUAUGAAGGGGAUUCUGCUUUAGGGUCAGCUGCUGUUACUCCAACAAGUCCUCCAAUGUUUGACAUAGGUAGUAAUGUCUCACAAUCUGUAGUUGAUUCCAGUGGCUCCAUUCCUCAACCAUCAGCACCUGUACCACUAUUUACGGUGGGUCCAGCUAAUCCACCUACUGUGACAAAUUACACUCCUACCUUUAAUUUCCCAAGUGGAGGAGAUACUCCCAGUGUUAUUGGUGGAAGACCAGUAAUUGACAUCAACAGUCAACCUAAAGGAAUGGAUCCCACAGCCAUUCCAAGAGAUAAUAAAUUAGUGGGCCCUCCUCCUAAAAUUCCAACUGGGACGUUUACAAGAACCACCCCUUUUAGAAGGUAAAAGUUGAAUAAAGGUUUGCUAAGUGCUGUAUAAAGUUUUUUGAAAGUUAUUUGAUUAUUUGUAUUUGCAAAUGUAUAAAUUUGUGAAAAAUAGAUAUAUGUAUUCCUAUGUUAUAACAAAAACUAUGAUUUCAAAUGCAGCAAACCAUGUAAUACGGACCAGAUGAUGAUGUUUGCCUAAAAAUAACUAACAUUAAUUGAUUUAAGAUAUGAUUUUAUUACCUUUUAUUUGAUUGAUUUUACUAUCUAUAAUAAAAUUGUUUCUGUUUUUCAUUUAUGAUUGCAGUAAAUUUCUAUGUAUUUUACAAGCUCCUAUAAUAUUUUAUCAUGUGGAUAUCUUCUAGAUGCUGUGAUUUAUAAUUUUUUCCAUAUGUCUGUAUAAAUUUUUUUUUCAUUACUGAAUUAUAUUUUUCUAUCUGCUUUAUGAUAUACAGUUCAGAGCCUUGCAUCUGGAACUCAUCCAUUGAGAAACAUCAAUUAUCUGGAAGUUAUUAAGCCGAUAAAGUGUAGAUCACUAAUAAUACUGCAGU